Molecule: messenger RNA, 1071 nt
Organism: Papaver somniferum (opium poppy)
Lineage: Eukaryota; Viridiplantae; Streptophyta; Magnoliopsida; Ranunculales; Papaveraceae
Product: dehydrin DHN1-like
Exons: 2
Coding region: 113-871 (252 amino acids)
Biological process (GO): response to water
Source: RefSeq, a predicted model, not a curated record
UCUACAUUCCUAUACAAGUUUCAAUUCAAUCUUCUGCAAAAAUUCUGAAAGAAACUAGUUUUUGUUUGUGUUGAUAUAGAAGCGACUGGUGUUGUUUUCCGUAGCAUAAAUAAUGUCUGAUUACUACAGAGACGAGUUUGGUAACCCAAUUCAGCCUACUGAUGAAUACGGCAACCCACUUCGGACGACAGAUGAAUAUGGAAACCCCAUUUCUCACACUACUGGUGCUGGUUAUGGAUCCACAACCGGGACAGGUCUAGGAUCUACUGGUGCUACUUAUGAUUCCACAACCGGGACUGGUGCUUAUGGUAGCACAACAACUGGUACUGGUGUUGGAGGAGGUACUCAUGGUGGUUAUGACACCACAACUGCCUCAGGUAUGGGCACUACUGGUGCUUAUGAUACCACAACUGGGUCAGGUUUGGGUACUACUGGUGCUUAUGAAACCACAGGGUCGGGUCUUGGAGGUACUCAUGGGACUGGAGUAGGGACUCAUCACGAUGAGCAACGUGGAGUUACUGGCAAGCUCGGAGAUAAACUUGGCAUUACUGGUCAUCAUGAUGAGCAACACCAAGGACAUGGUGGUGGCGUGCUUCAUCGCUCUGGCAGCUCCAGUUCUAGCUCUUCAGAGGAUGAUGGGCAAGGAGGUAGGAGGAAGAAGAAGGGAUUGAAGGAAAAAAUCAAGGAAAAAUUGCCUGGUCAUAAAAAGACUGAUGAACAAACAAUCACCACCACCACUGGCACCACUGGGUAUGGAGGGACUACUACCACCACCCCUGGCACAACUGGGCAUACUGGUCAGACCGGACAGCAUCACGAGAAGAAGACUAUAAUGGAGAAGAUCAAGGAGAAGAUGCCUGGACAUCACUAGAUUUUACUUGGCUGUAUUUUUCUUUUGUUUGCGUCUAUUUGCUAGGCUGGUGUGAUUGGGUUUUAGUUCUGUUGUUGGAGUCAAAUGUGGCCUUAUGUUAGGGCGAAGUAAAUAAGAAGCUGCUCGUGUUGUUGUGUGUACUGUGUUUUACUGUGUUGCCUUCGUGUCUAUGAAAUUAUGUAAUGUUUAAGCGUUUGCAU